Molecule: messenger RNA, 1766 nt
Organism: Strongylocentrotus purpuratus (purple sea urchin)
Lineage: Eukaryota; Metazoa; Echinodermata; Echinoidea; Camarodonta; Strongylocentrotidae
Exons: 3
Coding region: 712-1623 (303 amino acids)
Source: RefSeq, a predicted model, not a curated record
UCAUUCAGCAUCAGCUGGGCUUAGCCAGCCUGGAUGCACUCAAUUUCCACAUGUUUCUUAUUUCAAGCUCCUUGCAGCUAGCUUGCUAUGCUUUGCGUGCGUAAGCUAGCGAUAGCGAAGUUCAUGUGCACUCGACUCGUACUCGAUUCGUAGUGCGCUCUUGGCAGUGAGCCUGGGCUUAGUGACGGAAUAACUCGUUAAACCAUAUUUUCUAUCUAGACAAGAAUCCCGACACUAUGUGAUCUUAUGCAUUCAUUGACUCACAACAUCUUAAGGAAUAUCAGUGGAAUUUCUAAUCGUCUCGACAAAGGAAAUAUCAAUGAUUUAAGUGCUGCCAGAAGCUCUAACUUGUCACAUCCUGGUCCCUCAUCCUGUCUGGCGUUUGCCGGGGACGCUCCCCGCUGAGAUCGCUUGGUCUUCACACUACUCGGGUCAAGAUCAUCACCCUUCGAGCUCGAGCUCACUUGCCUUUAUUUAGUAGUUGAUGGACACUGCUGUACCUGGUACCAAAGGGCACGUUCGUGUUGUAUGUGGAUAUCUUAGAAUUAGAGCUUACCACAGAUGAUUACGAAUCAACAGAAUCUACAGAAGUCUCACAAAAGUAUUAAAAGGUGACUGAUGAUGUCCCAAAGCCUGGAUCGAUCACCCUAGCUGAUUGGGAGAAGGUGACCUUCACCCAUCUCACAGGGUCCCUUCGCAUUGUGAUCCAAGAUGGCUGUCACAUGGCAGGAUUUCACCAUCUUUGGAUCCUUCAUGUUCUUCGUAGCCAUCGGCUGGACGUUCAAGCAGAGCUACGAGAAGUUCACACGCUACCGCGAGAAAAGCGAACUCAACGAGGAGAUGGAGAGCGUCAUGAUCGAGCAGUGCUUCAAGAGGUCAUGGAUAGAAGGCAUCCUGGUCGCGACCAGCGUCAUCGUCCUCCUGCUCAUCGAGAUGAUGCCACGCCUUGAGAAAGGCAAAGUGACGCCCUCUACCGAUGAGUCGCGGUGGUUCAUUUAUGUCAUCUGGUUACCGUAUGCCUUAUACAGCGUGGUCUUAAUUUCAUGUGACUUUUAUUCAAGCUGGAUGCGUGUGUGGGUUAAACCGUGUAUAUUGUUUGCGCUGCUCUGCGAGUACGCCAUUGUGGCAGCACACCUGAACAGCUUGCCCAGUGGAUGUGACAGGUGUAUGUACACACCAGUCUGUACUCUUAUUUACUUCUCAGCCCUGGUGGUCGUGGGGGAACUUCUGGUGCCGGAAUUUGAACAACUCUCGUGGCUCCGAUGCGGGUGCUCCCUGGUCCAGGGCACGUGGUUGGUCCAGAUCGGAUGCACUCUGAGCAUGACGGGGCGGGAGUGGAGACGCGACGAGGGAGUUGGAAUCACCGUUUUUAUCAUUUUCAUCUGGCAUUGUGUGCUUGCAUGGAUAGUCAUACGUGUCUUGAAGAAAACGGUGAAAGUCGUUAGCACCUCAAAGCCAAGCGGAGACAAUGCGUGGGAAUACUUUGAUCUAUACAGCGACGAUGAAGAUGAUUUUUAUUACGGGACCAAGUCAACGAAGAACAGUGGGUGGAUGCAAAGAGGAGGUAUUGCCUUAACCCCGGAACAAGUUAUAGCUAUGGGAUAUAGAACAGAAUUCUCAUGACCAAGGCAGUGCUACACAAAGUUUUUGUUAAUCCUUUGAAAAUUAUUGUUGAAGACAUUGAAAACAACUAGUACAAUGUCAUUUUAUAGUCUUGAGUCUUGAUCUAACGGGUUGUUCUUUCGUUUAGAGAUACCUUUGCUGAA